UCAAAAUAUGUUUGAUUUUCUUGUUCCAUCCACAUCAUGUGCCGCGUGAACCAUCAUUUGUUACGAAUAUGUCGCAGAAUUCGGUUUGGUUAUUAUCCUUGUAUUACUUUACAACGAAAGAUGGGAUCUAUUGGUGACAAUUUUGGGAAAGAAUAUAAGGAAAAAUGCGUUUCUGCAUCAAUAGAACUGAUCCGCAAUAUCGGUAUUAUGGCCCAUAUCGACGCAGGCAAAACUACAACAACCGAGAGAAUGCUGUUGUAUGCUGGCGUAAUCAGAGCUCCUGGCGAAGUACAUAAAGGAGACACGGUGAUGGAUUAUAUGGAGCAAGAAAGAGAAAGAGGUAUUACAAUUGUUUCAGCCUCGAUCACAUUUCCAUGGAAUGGACACCAUAUAAACCUCAUAGAUACCCCUGGGCAUGUAGACUUCACUGUUGAAGUUGAAAAGGCUCUCAGAGCUUUAGAUGGUGCUGUUGCUAUUUUGGAUGCCUCUGCUGGUGUUGAAGCACAAACUCUAACUGUCUGGAGGCAAGCUGAUCGAUAUGAAGUACCAAGGAUUAUUUAUUUGAACAAAAUGGACAAAAUUGGGGCUAACUUUAAAACUUGCAUCCAAGACAUUGAGAAAAAACUCAAGUGUAAGCCACUUGAACUGCAUUUGCCAAUAGGUGCAGGAAAGGAAUUCAGAGGAGUCAUUGAUCUUGUCAGCCUUUCCAAAAAAGAAUGGAGUCUGAACCAUAAUUCCUUUGGGGCCUCUUAUUCAACAAAGAAAUUGGACAACAAAAGUGAUUUUGAUACCUGGGCUGAGGCUUCAAAAAAACGUGCCGAUCUCAUCGACAGGAUGGCCGAUCUCGAUGAAAAACUGGCGAAUUUGAUCAUUGAAAGAGAGAGUCUGGACCAUGUAAGCUCAGAGGAAAUGAAUGGAGCUUUACGAAGAAUUACACUUGCCAGAACAGGAGUUCCUGUACUUUGUGGUAGUUCCUACCGCAAUGUUGGUGUUCAACCGCUUUUAGACGCUAUCACAAAUUAUCUCCCAAGUCCUGCAGAUCGAAGCUAUGACUUUGUUCAAUCAUAUGCUGCAAACAACGAUCUUUGCUCACUAGCAUUCAAGAUUCAAAACGAUGUUCAGCGUGGACCCUUGACGUACGUUCGAAUCUAUAGUGGCCGAAUCGAAACCGGGCAAAAGAUAUAUAAUGUUUCCGAGAAAACGGAAAAAAGCGGACGCCUUUAUGUAGCCCACGCUGAUGAAUUGAACGAAAUCCAAUCCUUGUCAGAAGGCAAUAUUGCUGUUUUAUCCGGUCUUAAAGAUACAGUCACCGGUGAUACAAUCACAUCUGGAGUGACCGCCAUGAAUGCAGCCCGACGUUGGUUAGCGAAGAAGCAAGGUGUUACCGAAUCAGAAGUUGCCCCCAUUCUGGCCGGAGUUGAAAUACCCGAUCCAGUUUUUUUCUGUUCUAUCGAAACAGCAUCUCUUGCAUACCAAAAGAAAUUGGAACAAGCGCUAGAAAUGCUUCAACGGGAAGAUCCUAGUCUAAAAGUUAAAUAUGACGAAGAAACUAGCCAAACUAUUGUGUCAGGUAUGGGAGAGCUGCAUUUGGAAAUUGUAUUAGAAAGGAUACGCACAGAAUAUGGAAUUGACGCAAGUCUUGGAGAUUUGCAAGUAGCCUAUAAAGAGACAACCCAUAGCGAAAUUACUGAUACGUUCAUUUUGGAAAAAAUGUUAGCUGGAACGAAGCAGUUUGUUAAGAUGACUAUGUCAGUUAAACCAGACCCUUCAGCUCAUGGUGUGAUCACUCUUGAAAAAGGAAUAUCAAAAGAAUCACGCGAACAACUUUCUAAUGUCUGGGCUAUUCAUCUGAAAGCAGCGCAACGCGGGGUCACUAGCGCCCUUUCUUCUGGGCCGCUGUUAUCUUUCCCAGUCACUUGUGUUCAAUUGUGUCUUCAUUCGCUUGAAGUGGGACCUAGAACUUCGGAGUUAAUGGUUGCGGCAGCAGCAUCGCAGUGUGUGUCUCAAUUACUUCGAAAAGGGGGAACACGAUUAAUGGAACCAUUUAUGAGAUUGGAAGUAACUAUUGAAGACCGUUACCUACAUGCUGUUAUUGGUGAUUUUGCCCAGCAUCGUUCUGACAUAAUUGAAGUCAGCGAGCGUCAUGAAUUAAAGGUUGUUCUAGCUGAAAGCCCUUUGUCCGAGUUGCGAGGGUAUUCCAAAAGAAUUCGCAUUUUGACAUCUGGAACAGCUACAUUCAGUAUGGAAUUUUCUUGCUACAAACUCAUGUCGUUGCAAGAUCAAAAAAAAGCUUUAACAGAAGUUACGGGAAUCGAAAUGUAAUUUGUUCAACAGCGUACUUGUAAUAUGUAAGUAAACUUUCAAUUAUUA
Molecule: messenger RNA, 2370 nt
Organism: Daphnia magna
Lineage: Eukaryota; Metazoa; Arthropoda; Branchiopoda; Diplostraca; Daphniidae
Gene: mRRF2
Product: ribosome-releasing factor 2, mitochondrial
Biological process (GO): mitochondrial translation; ribosome disassembly
Cellular component (GO): mitochondrion
Molecular function (GO): GTPase activity; GTP binding; translation elongation factor activity
Source: RefSeq, a predicted model, not a curated record